This is a messenger RNA of Mizuhopecten yessoensis (Yesso scallop), 531 nucleotides long. RefSeq lists its product as uncharacterized. The record is from RefSeq and is a predicted model, not a curated record. The transcript is spliced from 3 exons. NCBI's taxonomy places the organism in Eukaryota, Metazoa, Mollusca, Bivalvia, Pectinida, Pectinidae. The annotation marks the transcript as partial.
ACUGGUACAUGGUAUUUAAGGGAAUACAAGGAGUAACACCCACUGCCGGUUCCCUGCAGGAUUCCUGGGAGGGAGAAACUGCCGAAAAUGACGGCGUUAGCGCGGCACGAACAUUGACUACGUCUCCAAGUAGCCAUUACAAAAAUGGCGUUUCAGAAAUUUGGUCAGAUGACUUCACUUUGAUUGAAACAGUAAAAUAUGGAAUGUACGCUAAGGGACAAGAAAAAGCGGCCGUUAUAUUUAAGGCCAGUGGAACGGCAAAGACAGCAUGGUUUGACAAGUCCAAAAUAUUGUACAGUGACUACGAAGAUCUAACAACAUCCUCCCCUCAGUUCUGUAGUAUAUCUGGAGACGGCGUGCGACAGUUUGCGGUGACGGAUGCCCAUGGUGUUGGAUGUACGUCCGACUACCACUGGAUGCUGGUAAUGGAUGCUGGAGCGGACAGUAAACCCUGCGGGUUUGACCAGGACGUGACAACCAGGCCGUACUUCCUCUACAGCAGCGGAACAACCAGUGUGGCUCCGGAUUUGG